GAAUUGAUAACUCUAUUUUCAUAACAACUGAUUAAUCGUGGGAACUAUUAUCAGAUUAUUUUCGAAAAAAGAUUUUCAAUACUUUCAACAGUUCAUCACAGUUUUUUAGUUAGGUCAAGUACAAGCAUCAUGAGGGACGACCCAGUUAUCAAUUCACCAGUUUCCGUAAAAGGUAUUGGUGUGCGUCAUGGCCAAAUCCUGCUGCAGUUCUUAUUUUAUAUAAUUGUUUUUGGCAUUGAGAUUUCUCUCUCAUCCACUUUAUCAGCAAUGCUAGUCACAGACAAAAAGUUCGAAAACACCCCCAUAUCGACCGUAAGUCAAAUGAUGUGUUCGUACAUGUUUGGCUUUGUCAUAACAGAACUGUUUGGUGCAGUCCUCUGCAAAAGAUACGGAUUCAAAUGGCCGAUGGUUCUGCUAAUGAUCAUCAUUUCAGCCGUUACUCUGAAUCUACCAACGCUUACUGAUGAGUACGGCGCGCAUGGUAUCAUCGCUUGCAGAGCCGUACAAGGACUUUGUAUCGGUCUGCUGUUCUCAAUGCCUGCUGAGGUAAUUAGCAGAUGGGUUCCAAUCAAGGAACGUACAAUGUUGGGAACAACUGUUUAUGCAAGUGGAUUACUUGGUGAAGCAUUAGCCUUAUAUGCGGGUGGAUAUUUGUCUGGUACACGUCUCAACUGGACCUUCGUGUAUACGCAGCUAGGAUACUUGGCAAUAAUAUGGGUAGUCUUGAUGGCCAUUUUCGGCGCCGACUCACCCGAGCAAUACCAAAGGAAGAUCUCUGGGAGCGAAUUGGAUUACAUUGUUCAUAACAGAGGAAAUGUCACAAUCAAGAAGAAAAUGAGGAUACCAUGGAGGAAAAUUUUGACAUCAAUGCCAUUUUGGGCUAUUGUUGUCGCUCAAAUUGGUGCCGGUUGGAUUCUGUUUGUGCUGACAGUGAAUAUACCGCAAUAUAUGGCUUAUAACUAUAUGGUUCCUAUGACUCAGAAUACGAUCGUUGUAGUGAAUCUGAUAACAUGGGUAUUGAGUUUUUCAAUAGCUGGCAUUGCACAACUUCUCAUCAAUGAGGGAAGAACUACUAUAGAACAGUCACGAAAAUUGUUCAACACCCUUGGAAGCUGCAUCCCAGCAUUCUUCUUCAUACUGCUAGGUUUAGUUACACAGGGAAAUCAAUACGCUGGUAUGGCCAUCUGGGUCACCAUCUCUGUGACGAGUGUAGGAACCAUUUGUGGCUCUAAACUGAAUUCAAACGAUAUAACCACAAAUUUCGCUCCUGUGGUUUACGGGAUUGCCACAUGGAUCAGUCUGGUGUUCAACAUGAUCACCCUUACGAUCCUCACCAUGAAUUACAAUUUGGAUGACUGGAAUGUCAUUUUGAUAUUCUCUGCGCUUGUGGCAAUCUUGACGAAUUUAUUUUAUGUGAAGUUUGGAUCGGGAGAGGAACAAGAAUGGAAUUUGUACGAGGAUUUAGAAGAUGAAGAAAUCGAUCUAUCGAAGUCAACAUCUAGAGCAUCCGUGGAUGAAGGAAAAUAUUUACUGUAUGUAAGAAAACAAUAACCAAAAGAAUCAAUCCAUCAAAACUAAUUGAACAAAAAUUAUGUUGAAUAAGAGAAGGCUACAAAUUCAAUGGUUUUUGUUGGAUUUUAGAGUCGCACUUUCUGUAUAAUGGACAUUUACAAUCAUGAACAUACGAAGAGAUAUUAUAAAAUGAGUUGAUUUGUGAUUUAUAUGUCAGAAACAAUAAAAACUAUUUGGAAA
Coccinella septempunctata (seven-spotted ladybird) is the source of this 1752-nucleotide messenger RNA. RefSeq names its product sialin-like. Gene Ontology annotation, biological process: transmembrane transport; monoatomic anion transport. NCBI's taxonomy places the organism in Eukaryota, Metazoa, Arthropoda, Insecta, Coleoptera, Coccinellidae. The coding region runs from base 130 to 1551 and encodes 473 amino acids. Gene Ontology annotation, cellular component: plasma membrane. The record is from RefSeq and is a predicted model, not a curated record. The transcript has 9 exons. Gene Ontology annotation, molecular function: transmembrane transporter activity.